Porites lobata is the source of this 10678-nucleotide messenger RNA. Lineage: Eukaryota; Metazoa; Cnidaria; Anthozoa; Scleractinia; Poritidae. The record is from the annotation of a GenBank genome assembly.
AACUUUCAAUUUAAAUAACAGGAACCAUGCAUAAGUGUAAGUAAAACAUUCCGGCUUGUUGAUGGUCGAAUCAGUUUAUACUACCGUAGCAGGCAUCUAAUACGGACCUUACGAAACUACGACGGCAAGGAAACGUCAAAAAAGCAACAUGUGUAAUGAGCAAAACAACGGACGCGAUCCAAUCAACCAAAAUUUCCGGAAAUUUUAGUCCAAAACUCAAUGGAUCGGUUCGGUCCUACCGGAAAAGUUUCGAAAAAACGGGUCCACCUUAUGAGGUGGACCACUUUUCCCGGUCGGACCGGUUGGGAUUUUGGUUGAAUGGAUCGCGCCCAACAACUCUGCACGUGCAUCACGCUGUUUUGUGCAUUUCUUUGCAGUCCCUGUAUAUUUACGCCUGAACUCGGGCGCGGCCCUUCUCUUCAGCUCCAACCCAAAAUCCCUUCUUUUAAGCAAUUGCUGGGCCCCUUGGAAUAAUCACGAAAAAAGUGAAAGGAUGUGAAGUCUAUUUUUCAGCGACGUUUUCAUGGACGAGGCUGUUGUCAGCUCGUAAGGUCCCUAAUAUGAAGUCUGGACGAAUGUCUGUUAAAAGCGAUUUCGUCUCUCCUAUUUACUGGGGAGCUUAAUCAAUGGACCUGUUGCAAUAAAUCGUCACAUGGUACAAAAUAGGGACGUUUUGAAGAGGGGGACCGUAAAACGCACACGACAUUGAACAGUUUUCUAUAUCAUUCGGAAGUUGGACGCGGUUCCCGAGAGUCCCCGUGGGUUUCUGAUUACUCAGUUUCUUGCAAUAAAGCUUUGGGUAAGAAUACCCUUUCAGAUAGGAGAUGGUCGGUAGCAUUUUAAGGUUAAAUUUGACCAGCAUUUUGUGCAGCGAGUUGUAGGGUCACGAUUGACCUCAAACUCGCAGGAUAUAAAACUAGAGAGCUCUGAGGUUUAUCUGCUGAAUUAAGAGAAAAACCUGUCGUACGAUUUUGAAAGUAUGUACAUUUUUGCGGAAAUUCGAUUUUAAAUAUAUGCCGAUAUCUCAAACGUGUUUAUACCUAAAAAAAUAAGUAACGACUGACCUUAAACUCGCCGGAUAUAAAACUAGAGAGCUCUGAGGUUUAUCUCUUGAAGUAAGGGAAAAAUCUGUGGUAGGAGUUUGAAAGUAUGUACAUUUUUGUGGAAAUGCGGUUUUAAAUAUAUGCCGAUAUCAAACGUGUUUAUACCUACAGAAAAUAAAUAACGAUUGACCUUAAACUCGCCGGAUAUAAAACUAGAGAGCACUGAGGUUUAUCUUUGAAGUAAGUGAAAAAUCUGAGGUAGGAGUUUAAAAGUAUGUACAUUUUUGUGGAAAUGCGGUUUUAAAUACAGCUAUUUCGAGAAAGGUUGUGGGAAAAAUUGUGCACGCGACAAUCCCGAAAGGUAAUAUGGGAUGCGAUCAAUUCACUGUUCCUGACACUCAAGCUGUCGAACCUACUUUUGUUACUUUCCUUUAGCAUUCGCAAACAUUUGAUAUCCAUGGCCUCUAGUGCCAUUCUCUCAAAUUUCUUUGAAGAACAGUGAACUCAAAACCACCCACAUUACCUUUCGGGAUUGUCGCGUGCACGUUUUCCGACAACCUCUCUCGAAAUAGCUCUAUAUGCCGAUCUCAAACGUGUUUAUACCUACAGAAAGUGAACAACGUUUUCUUAAAGUUCUUCUAUUCCUUAUUAACGACGUCAAAAAUCAUAGAAAUCGGAUAAAUCGUUCCCGCUGAAAAACGCGAUUCAAAAACAUAAGUAACUCGCAUAUAAGAAAAAAAAAUUAGUAGCCACAGGUUCCUGAGCAUUACUCAUAUCCUCUAAACCGACUCUAUUUUUUAGCAACUGGGAAAUAUUCAGUUGUUGUGAGUGGCAAAGGCAAGGCAAGUGUCGGCGACAGGGCGAAGAUGACAGUUUACGGAGUGCGAAGAAGAGGUAGGAAUUGAAAAUAAGCAGCGGAUGCUCUUGUUAUUAGGGAGUUUAAGAUCCAACGACGCGGACAAUGACGAGAACGUCAAAAAAACAAUAGGUAUUAUUAGCAAAACAACAUCUUUGCACGUGCACCAUGCUUUUUUUGUACAUUUCUCUGCCCGUUUUUGCACGACCACGACGUGAACAUGCCCAUUUUCGCGUUUUAUGUAGGACGUAAACAAGCAACGACGAAAUUUUAUUUCUCUUGCUGUACUUGGAUAUGGUGCCUAGGAAUUCAACACCAGGAGGGUUCGCCUACAUUUGACAAAGUGAGUGGGUAACAAUAAUUGCGAUAAAGACUGAUAGAACGCAAAUUCAUUUUUUAAGCGACGUUCUCGCUCAUUGCCGUCGCGUCGUUGGAUCUUAAAGUCUCUAUUAGCGGAGCUCUAGUGCGCGAUGCGCGCGCAACGGAGCCCCAUGGGUAAGAAAAUGUGGUAAUCUAAACCCAUCCGCGAAAAUUUGGUAAUCAAGUCACGAAUAGCCACCGGCGUCUUGUAAAGCAGAGGUAACUUAAGAGUCAAUAAAGACGAAAACGGAAAGCGGAAAUUGUUUCUGUAUUCGUGUUUUCUAAAGUAUUAAGCUUAGAUUAAUUGUCAUGCCCGCAAAUUUGGAAUAUAGAGCAAGAGAAAGACAGAGAAAAAAAGAAAGUAGGCGGCAGGCCAGCGAAACUCAACGAGGAAAGGAUCGACAGAGAUCGGGAGCGAGAGAUAAAAAGCAAAGGAGACUUUCCUUUUACGUCCCUGUGUUUCUUAAGCAAUCGGAAGUUGUCCCUGUACCAAAAUGUUCGCCACCCAAAGUAGUUGAACAAGAUCCUCGGCCUAUUUCUCUCACGCCCCAUAUUGCAAAGGUCAUGGAAGGGCUUACGCUGGAUUCCCUCUUGAAGCAAGUCUGUGACAAGCUCGACACCCACCAGUUUGCCCUGGCCGGGAAGUCCACAACUGACGCUCUUGUUUUCUUACUCCAAGUCAUCCUUGAGGCCCUUGACCAAGGUGACACUUAUGCACGCAUCUUCUUUACUGAUUUCAGUAAAGGUUUUGAUUUAGUCGAUCGCAAUAUUCUUGUCCAAGAAAUGGAGCUGCUGGGCGUGCAUGAGGCCACUAUCAGAUGGAUCGGCUCUUUAUUAACGGACCGUUCACAAAAAGAGUGCGAAUCGGUCAGGUUUAUUCGCAUCCAGUUACACCGAAUGGGGGAAUACCACAAGGAACAAAACUCGCGCCAUUGCUGUUCACCAUAUUAGUGAACAAUCUGUGUAGGGUCUGGAGAUAUAGGAUUAAAUACGUUGAUGACACCUCGGUAUUUGAAUCUAUUCCUCGAUGUUCGCCAAGCUACCUUCCAUUUAUCGCUGCAAAUAUUAACACCUACGCUUCCAUGCAUAACAUGCGGCUUAAUGCGAAAAAAUGUAAAGAUAUGGUUAUCAAUUGUUUGAAGUAUCAACCCACUGUUAUAACACCGAUUUAGCGUAAUGGUAUAGUCAUUGAUAGAGCAUCUAGUUAUAAACUCUUGGGGGUUAUUAUCUCUGAUGACCUCUCCUGAAACGAACAUUGUGACAGUAUCCAUAAAAAAGCUACUAAGCGAUUGUUUGUGCUGCGGACCCUCCAGAGAGUUGGACUGGGCACUAACGAUCUCGUAUUAGUCUACUGUAGUAUUGUUAGAUCCAUUGUUGAGUACGCCUCGCCAGUUUGGGCUGCGAUCCCGUUAUAUCUGGACGACUUAAUUGAGUCUGUACAGCGGAAAGCUCUCAAAAUAAUAUUUGGCCGGGUAGACUAUACGGAAGCCUUGGUCUUAGCCGGCCUGGAGACUCUUAGUGACAGGAGAGUAGGAGCUUGUAAGCGGUUUAUGGCUACUGCACGCUAAAUGCCCCUCCCCCCCCCCCCUUAAGAACAUCAUCCCCUCCCCUGCCGCUAUUGAGUCUGAUUACAGAAAAGGGUCCAACUUCCAAGACGCUAACAUGGUCAUACCAGAAGAAUUAAUGACUUUGAAUCUUAUAAAUUUCAGUGAAUGUAUGUUAAUGGUUAAUUGUAUGUGACAAUGACCUUCCCCAACAAUUCAGUUAUUGCUGCAAGUGGGUGAAAUAAACAGAAUAUCUAUCUAUCUAUCUCUUUUUUGUUGGAAGAACAACAUGAACAUUUUGUAGCGCGGUGACAAAAUGAGAAAUGCUAGCGGCUACUAAUACAAGGACAAAAUGAGCGGCAGUGGAAAAAAAGUGAACGAGAACACGUACGACAUUUCCUCCAUAAAAAAGUUUCUGGAAGUUUCACGUUGUAGUCGCGCAAAACAAUGGUAAAGAAAUGUACAAAAAGUGUGUGCUGCACGUGCAAAGUCAAUUUUUUGCUAAUUAGACCUAUUGUUGUUUUUUACCGUUCUCCGGCGUUGCCUUCGCCGCGUAGCAUUAGGGAACUUAAGAUAGACACGUUUUCCGGGCGACGGCAACUUCAACCGGACAUGACAUCAUCAUUUGUUAGAUAUUGCGCAUGCUCCUGCUCACCACCUUGCUGUCGUAGUCCCGUCGGCAACGUGAAACUGUUGUGUUUGGCGUUGUGGCGAAAACGUGAGUAUUUAACUUUCAUUUCAAUCAGGUUUGUUGCGUUUAGCAACCAAAAUUUUGCAGAUUAUCGUUCUUAAAUUGUCCUUGUUUUCUUUGAGGCACAUUUCAAGCUCGAUUUCCAAGCUCUGUUAUCUAAACUUACAUCUUUGAAUGUUUCUAUGUUUUCAUGUCACAGGGCAUCCUCGGAGACCCAGGGGCAGUCAGUCGGGUCGGGAGAAACGGCGGAACGAAAGUUUUCAAGUAAGGACGGAAGAGCCCCUGGGUACCGACUCUCACCGAACCAUUUCCAAAAAUUCAAACCGAUGCUGGUUCCUGAUUGGGCACAAAAAAUGCUUUGUAUUAUUGUGCCCAAUCGGCGAACAGUUUCUCCUGAGUUAUUUUUGUGUGUUCGUACACGACGGUUAUUGUCUCGCCACAUUUGCCCGGUUGGUUCACAAAGCUUGUGCGUGCAAGGGAAACUUUUACUUUCUACUUCCCUUACUUUCCAGAAACGAAGGAACUACCGAUGAGUCGAAAAAACGUUUGGGAUGCUAUCAGCAGGAGCAAUUGAAUUUGGCCCGAAUAUUCUGUUUUUCGCGGAUCACAAUGUAUCGUGAAUAAUAGGAAGUUUUAUGAUUCGGCGGAGGCAACGAGAAAGUCAAAUAAGCAAUAGCUAGAUAAGGCAAAACAACAACUUUGCACGUGCAUCACGCUUUUUUGUACAUUUCUUUGCCGUCAUCUGCACGACUGCCCGUUAAAAUGCCUAAUUUCACGUUUUGUGAAGGACGUAAACAAGCAAUGACAAAAUUCAUUCUCUUCAUGAACUUGGAUAUGGUUGAAAGAAAUUCAGCUCCAGAAGAGUUCGCUUGCAUUUGUCAAAGUAAGCGAGUCGGAAUAAUCACGAUAGAGACUGAACAAAAAUAUAAAUUCACUUUUCCGUGCGACAUUUCCGUCGUGGUAUCUUUUAAAUACUCUCUAUAAAUGUAUUUACGCAAGACGUGGCCGAUGCAAGCGUGAAUACCUGUUGUAAGCGGAGGCUUUUUUUUUUGGAAAAGCGUCUUUAGUUUUCGGGCAGACAGUAUUUUGAAAUCAUAUGGGAAAUCUAUAUCAAACUGAAAGUUUCCUGACUGCGUGCAUUUCUUUGGUGCAUGACCCCGACAAGCCGUGCAAUAGCCGUCGUGUACGAACACACGAAAAGAACUCAGAAGAUGUGCUCGCCGAUUGGGCACAAUAAUACAAAGCAUUUUUUGUGCCCAAUCAGGAGCCGCCAUCGGCUUGAACUUUUGGAAAUGGUCCGGUGAGAGUCGGUACCCAGGGGCUCUUCCGCCCUUACUUGAAAACUUUCGUCGCGCCUUUUCUCCCGACCCGACUGACUGCCCCUGGGUCUCCGAGGAUGGUCACAGGGUCAAGAUACAACUUGGCAAACAGCCAACCGUAAGUGAGCUUGACAUGGACAAAAUUCUCCCACGAGCCAAAUAAAAGUAUCCAGACAAAAAAUAUGAACUCCGAUAUUUUAAUUGUGUGUUUUUAGUUCACUCUUUUCGUUAGAGUAUCGUAUAAAUAAAACGCAUUGAAAAUUAUAUAGAAUAGUAAUACCAUGUACUAACGUGGGAAUACUGAAAUAAUGUUGUUGUUGUUGCAUGCAAGUAUUUCCCGGGAAUUAUUUCAAUACCAAACUAAGAAUACAGUUCCUUGGUAGCAUUUUAAUGUUCUUGGAAUUUGCAAGGCUUCGGCAAGCCUGUGGAGAUUUUUUUUUUUUUUCAACACGAAAUUCUGCCUUGCACUCAGCUUCAUCCCGCAUGUUUUUUUAGCGUGAACGGAUCGUAACUGUCCCGACUCAUAAUUUUCCCACAAAACGAGAAACUCUUUAUCCGAUACAUGUUGUCUGCAUAGCAAAUAUUUAUUCUCUUAAUUCUUUAUGUGAAGCCAUAUUUUCCUCUUCGGUAUUCUUCUAAGGCGCCGUCCUCCUGAGUUCACUGCGAUCUUAAUGUUCGAAUGUUGACCGGAAGCGACGGCUGCCUCAGUUCUAGGCUUUCUCUGCCAGUCCGGUCGCCGUCGCCCCGAAAACGUCUCCAUCUUAAGUUCCCUAUUACACAAUUCUAUACUUUGUUUGAACAAACUAUAAGUAUUAUCGAAAGCUUUGAUUUAGCCCUGCUUAAAUCUUUACAUUACCGAGGUUUAGAGUUAUUCCACAGGCCACCCAAGCUCAACUUAAAAGACGUAGAAUAGUGAGUCUACUCCUGGCAGUUUUUUGCUAUCAGUGUUGUGUUACAGAAAGAGAGAAAUAAUGUUUUUGAAAGAAACGCGACUGUUUAGGUUUAAAGCAUGAAAUUACCACAUUUUCUUGACUCAAGUCAGCUGAAAGAACCUUAUCACAAGUUGAAAUUUGUCGAUGUCUCUAUUACUGUUAUUAGUUAACUUACGCUACAGGACGGGAGAGGAAAGAAGAUGGAAAACAUCGUGUGACAAGCGUGACAAAAACAAUUUACCUCAAACCUCCUCCUCCUUUUAAGGUGGCUCCGUCAUUGAUACUGGAGCAUUUAGCUGUGACACAUUUUCCGCGAUAACUUUUUCGUUUUUAACGCGAUGGCUGCGAAACUUUGCAAAGAACAACAAAUAUCAUUCGGCAAUAGUACGAAAUAUUCCGAUUUCAUUGGUGGUAAAUGUUUCUUGAGAAAUGAGCGCUUACAGGGACCUUACUGUUCAAAGAAAAUCGCGUCUAGUAAAAAAUUUUGCUGAUACUUUUUACUGACAUUUCUGGUAUCGGCUUUUAUUGAUACUGUAAUAAAUAUGCCGGAGAAAUUUCAAAAAAAUCGUUAGAGCAGAAGUCCAUAACUAAACGUCGCUCAAAGUCAUCUGUGAAAAUUGCUUUGGAAUUUCAAAAAUAAAUUACUAUUAGGUAGAAGGAGCCACCAGUUCGAAUUUUCGGGACAAGUAAAUUCAGUGUUUGCUUAUUCUUAAAACAAAAGCUGAUUGCCUAUCAUGCUAUUCUUUAAAAGGUACUUUUAAAAAAAACACAGUAAGGUAGGGAAAGGAGACAUAUACGUUGCACUUCGCUUUGGCCAGGAGCUCAUCAAAUGGAGCUCCAUCUCCCAUACAAGCCCUUGGAGUCAACCCUUUCCCGAGUAGAUUUAUAAUUAGAACGGUUCCCAGGGGAGACUUCGCGCGCCGACGGUGGGAAGCGCCAAUCACAACGACGAAAUGACACUGCUAUUGUACUUCAUCAAACAGCAGGAAAUUCGGUGUUGACAGGCCAAACACAAUCAUAAGCUAGUGAUGGGCUCCUGCAUUUGAUGACUUUCGCGAUCCCCCCUCCCCCAUUGUCUUCAUUUUCCAAGCAAAUUUGAGUUGUCCACCAUAUGAAUCCUUCCAACGUUUUCAGCGAUCCCCCCUUUGGGGUUCUCAGAUACGACUGAUCCCCCUUUUUGUUCUCCUAAAAAUCAAGUGAUCUCCCAAAAUCCUACGCCCCCCUCCCCCCUCUCCAGGCGAUAAAUGAUGACCGUUCCCUUAACAGGGUUACUCCCAACUGGCUAGAUACAAACCAGCUGCCUAUUUAUAAGUGUGGCCGAGGAUUUGAACCCUGGACUAUCGCGAACAAAUCCAGCUGGCGGUCACGGCGGGACUUGAACUUGGGGUCUCCAAAUUCCAAGUCCAGAGCUCUAAUGGCUCAAUCACGCUGCCUCCUGUCGUUGAUUCUCUGGGAAACUGCCCACCUACCCCUCCCCUAAGCCAACAUGAACACUUACUUCUCACUUAGGGCAAAAUGUUGGCUCAGGGGAGGGGUGGGUGGGCAGUUUCUUAGAAGCGUGUAAUGAUCCGAUGUUGUUGCUGUUAGUGACCUUUAAUUCGAGGACAGGAACAACUACGACUACAGGGACGAGAGUAAAAGGGUGAAAUAAGGGGAAAAAGAACAGAAAUCAUGGAUAUACACAUUGAUUUUUACUUUUCGAAUGAUAGGGUACGCUACGCAUACUUCCUCACGGACAACAUCAACCAUCACUGGCCCAGGUAAGGUAUAAAAGAAGCACGUUUGAAAUCUACGAAUGUCUGAUUCUUGUAAGAGGGAAACUCUCCCGAGCUUUUCGAAGCCAUAUCCUCAAAGCAAGAAAUGAUCACAGGGUCCCUUUCUUAAGUCGUACUCCGUCAGUAUCGUACUCAGUCGUACUUAUGCAGUUGUACGUCAGUCGUACUCAGUCGUAUCGUAUACGGAGAGUAAACAAAGCUAUGUAUAACGAUGCUGAGGAGUGUGUGUGUGUGUGUUUGUAAGGGGGGGGGUGUUAUCGUCGGAAACACACACACUCCUUUUUUCUAGGAUUCUGUUUCAUUAAAACAAAAUCUCUAAAAUUCAGUCUGCAUGUCAACACAAAUUCUUCGAUAUCCACACAAAUUCUGCAAUUCAAUGACUAGAAUCACACGUUUUGAAAGCGAAUUUUGUGUAUAAGAUAUGUACACACUUAAAACACAAAUUUGGCCCCAGAAACCAAAGAAACCCUGGCGAAAUCGCCUCUUAAAUCUGUUAAAGCAAUACUAGUAAAAACCCGAAUAUAAGAACCUAGUGAUUUAAGAACCUACAGGCUGAAAUGUGGCAUUUAAAUACCCAAAAAUAUGGGAACCCGUUUAGCCUGGCAAAGAAAUAUAGGUUCUUAUACAAAAAAAAUCACUCCAAUUUUGAUGGUCAAAAAUCUGGAUUUUAAUUGUGUGAGAAACUUCUGACAAAAAGCUAUUGUGUACAUGAUUUCUUUGAUUUACAUUUGUUUGGAUUUUUACUAGAAAUAUGUUUUCCAUAAACCAUGAUAUCUUAAUUUAUGCCAAUGGACCCAAUGGUUACACUACGACAACCUCUGAAAAAAAAGAACCAAUUAGGAAUGAACCUAAUCAGCCUGAAUUUUGUAAAGCUGUAAGAACCUGUUCAGCCUGACCUCGAAAAUUCUAGGUUCUUGUAUGCCGACUUAUGUUGUAUUUCAAUAUUGCAGUAGUCGUAUUUAACUAAUUUCUAACCCUUUUUUUGUUUUCAGGACAAGCGCUUAAACACAUUCCAUCUCAUGUGCUUAGCCAAGUUGUUGAGAGUCUCAACCUCCCCAGUCCACUAGGAAAUGACUGGAAGGGUGUUGCCGGAGAUAUGUUGUUACCAUACAAGACUGUGAUGAGCUUAGAUCAUCACAGCUCUGAAGGCAGAAUGCGUGGAAUACUCGAAAUUAUGUUCGAGAAAAAAUUUACAGCGGGCGACUUUGUAGAUCUUUUACAGAAAAUACAAAGACCUGAUGUUAUCGAAAUUUUCAUUGAAGCCGGAUUCCCAAGGAACAGUAUCCGUGAAAAAGAAAAUGGUGAGCAGUACUUUUAAGAAUUUGGACUGCAGUGAACCACAUAACGCACCCUACAACUGUUUGCUGUUUCUUCUUUUCAGAUUUCUUUGCGUUAUGAUGAACGUAAUAGGCAUUAUUUUUACGUAUAAAUAAAGCAACUGCAUUGGAAGCUUAGCACUAUGACCCUGUGGAAGUCCAGUUAUCCAAGUUGAAAUGUUGGCGUGAUCACUACAAAGUUGCGCCUAAGCUGUCACAGGAGUGUCUUUUCAUAACUUGCAGCUCUCUCCUCAAAAAAGGUUUACUGUCUUCUGAAUGCAAUGUAAACGAUGAUUUAGACAAGCUUUCAUUCAGUGUUUCAUCUCUUUUCAGAUGAAAAGGAUUCCCACAGCUCCUUACAAGAAGUAACUAUAACAACACCUCAAAUUAGUAGCCUUACUACAAGAAGUGUAUGCGCAAGAAACGACAAGUCAUGCGAUAACAAGAAGGCUAGUGGAGACAACAUCCAUGAAGAAUGCGAAAUAAGUAAUGGUGCAGUUUGUCAACAUUAUCCGUGAAGAAGUUGUCGAGACUCAAGCCAAGCAAUUCAACGGGAACAGACAUUUAAGCAGUGUCGUUGAAGAACAUAGUCCAGUAUAAUCUUGUAUUCAUUGAUAGCAUGGCUAGUUUUCUACUUAACUUGAAGAAAAAUUAAUUGUUAGAUUGAAGGAAUCAUUUGCGUUAUCUAUAUAAGAUUCCCAGAUCCUUGAACGUUUUUUCCAUUUCUUUAGUCCUAUCUUUUUUGUGUUGACUUGGCAACUUUGUAGUUAUUAAACCUUAUUUUAUACUUUGUUGUAUUUGACUCCCAUGACCAACUACAGAAACGCCAUUUCAGAGAGCUG